This is a messenger RNA of Episyrphus balteatus (marmalade hoverfly), 2496 nucleotides long. Its product is annotated as UNC93-like protein MFSD11. Lineage: Eukaryota; Metazoa; Arthropoda; Insecta; Diptera; Syrphidae. Bases 547 to 1899 code for a protein of 450 amino acids. The transcript has 5 exons. The record is from RefSeq and is a predicted model, not a curated record.
CACAGGUACACACACAAUCCCACACAAUAAACAGCAAAAAUUCCAUCUACUGAAGAAAAAUAAUAAUACAGUUUCAAAAACCCCUUCUUGGUUUUUGUUUUAAUUCUCACUUUCAUUGCAUUUUUCCCCGUCGACAAGUGAACACUUCAUUGUCGUGUGUUUCGCGUAAUUUUUUUCUGUUGUCAAAUUUUUUUGUCACCGUAUAGUUUUGUCUUUUUGCACACAUCGCUAAUUUGCAACACGUCAAUUAUAUAUUUCCGUUUUCUCCUGGCACCUUGUUUGCAUUUUUUUUGUUAUCAUAAAUUUUGUAAGUGAAAGGAAGAGAAACUAAUCCAUGAUAAGAGAUAAGGAUUAAAUUAAUUUAACAAUUUUAGAGAUUCCAAUGCAAUUGAACGUAAUGAAAUGAUGCUGAUGUAAAAUUAAAGUGUUUUGAUUAAAGAAAAAAAGUAAUUUUUUGCGCAGUGUUGCACGGGAAGGAGAUAAAAUUAAAAAAUAAUAAUUUUCAAUCAGAUUUAUCCCAACUAAACAAACAAACAAAUCAGCAUCAUGGAUAUUAAAUUUUUAAACGUGUUAAUCCUCGGAUUCGGGUUUAUGUUUGUUUUUACUUCAUUUCAAACGAUGGGAAAUAUUGAGAAAACCAUCCUAGACAGUAUAGCUGAAGAAGAUAAAACCUUUAAAGGUGAUGGCUACACAAGUCUAGCUGUCAUCUAUGCAUCAUUUGCAUUAUCCAAUUGGUUAGCGCCGUCAUUUUUAUCAUUUACUGGUCCAAGAUGUGCAAUGCUUGUAGGGUCUUUAACCUAUACCCUCUUUAUGGUCGUAUUUCUAUGGCCAAGCACAUGGCUUCUCUAUGUAGCCAGUGCAAUUCUUGGAGCUGGAGCUUCAAUCACAUGGACUGGCCAAGGUACAUUCCUGGCUCGAUGCAGUGACCCAACGAAUAUUUCGAGAAACUCAGGAAUUUUCUGGGCCCUCCUUCAAUGCAGUAUGUUCUUUGGAAAUCUCUUCGUUUACUUCCAGUUUCAGGAUAAAAGCACUAUCGAUGCUGAAACAAGGCAACUUGUCAUUGGAGUUCUCAUUGCUGUUGCAAUCUUGGGUAUCGCCUUUUUGGCCACUUUGAGAACAGUCGAGGACAACUCAACACCAGAUAGAGAACUCCAUGAAGUUAAAUCUGGAUUUGGAAGUGCUCUAUAUGCUAUGAAAUCCGCUGGGGAAUUGUUUAUGACCAGAGAUAUGUUGCUUCUUAGUUUGGCAUUUUUCUAUUCAGGUCUUGAGUUGUCAUUCUUCAGUGGAGUUUAUGGUUCAUCAAUUGGAUUCACAUCUGCCAUAUCGGAAACUCCAAAAGAAAUUGUUGGUUUAGCUGGAAUAUUCAUUGGAAUUGGUGAAGUCCUGGGAGGAGGUCUAUUCGGACUUUUGGGUUCCAAAACUACACGAUAUGGUCGUGAUCCAAUUGUGAUUGUCGGAUAUAUAAUACAUCUCAUUGCGUUUUUCCUGAUAUUCUUGAAUCUUCCUGACGCUGCUCCUUUCCAAAGCACAACAGACAUCUCUUAUUUGGAUCCACCAAAGGCUUGGUUGGCUUUGUUGUGUGCUUUUUUGCUUGGUUUCGGCGAUGCUUGUUUUAAUACACAAAUUUACUCAAUGUUGGGAGGAGUUUUUGUGAAGAAUUCUGUUGGAGCUUUUGCACUCUUUAAAUUCACACAGUCUGUUGCUGCAGCAAUCAGUUUCUUCUAUUCACCAUAUUUGGGUUUGAGAGCUCAACUGAGUAUUUUGGUUGUUUUUGGAACAAUUGGCACAGCAUGCUUUUGCGUUGUUGAAUGGGCGGCGAAAAAGCGAACAAAAUCAAGCAACUCAGAGUCUUCUGACUCGAAAUCAGAUUCACAGUCUGUUUCGAGUUAUGAAAAAUAGUUUAAUUUCUAUGAGGAAGAGGCUUUCUAUUAACUAAAUUCUUUUUUCAUUCCAACAAAAUACAUAAUCAUUGUUAUUCAUAUAUAAAGUAGAGACAAAACAAAUACAUUACUUAUAUUCCAUUUAUAGUUAUUAAUUAAAAAAAAAAAAUCAAAUUUUUAAGGACAAUAAGAAAAAAAUUAUAAGACACAAAUUAGUCCAUAUACCAGACACGAAUUUAAUUAUAUUAUUAUUAUUAUUCUUGACUUCGUGUUAAGUUCACAUUAUUUUUGUUGAUUUAUAUAUAUAUUUUUUUUAUUUUAUUAUUAAAACUAUAAUUAUAAGAUAGAUAUUAAUUUUUUCUUAGUAUUAAUUUAAAAAAUGCAAUAAAUAGAUAAAAUAUAUAUUUUUUUUAUUAAACAAAUUCUAAAUAUAAUAUCAGUAGAAACAUUAUAAUACGAGUAUAUACAAUAUACAUUCAUUCUGAAGGAUAUGCCAAAAAAAAAAAAUGGUUGAAAAAAGGGACACGAUUUAUUUUUUAUAGUGUUCGUGUAGGAUCAAUAUUUAAGAAUUUAUAUAAAAAAAUCUGAAAGAAAUAAUAAAUUAAUUCUAUAAUAA